AUGGAAGUGGCUGACUGUAAGAUAACACCUGCUGCAGGCAAAUCAGGCCAACUCCUGGAAAAGAUCUGGAAUAUGAACUUGCUAGUGAGAGAUGUGCUUCUGAAGAGUGAUCUGGAUAAUGAAGGCAUGCCAGAGUAUGUGCUUAGACUGAUCUCAGUAACAAAAGAGCUGAGCAGAUCUCUCAGCCAGCAGCUGGAGAACAUUGCAGAAAGUCUUCAAGAUAUCUGCCACUUACUGAAUGCUCUCCAAGGCAAACACAAGAAACUGAUUUCAAGUCAAGAGUGCAAUGGAAUUAUAGAUUAUCUGCUGAAAGUGAAGGAUUAUUUGAUAAAUACAGUCUCAUACCUUCAAGAGGCAGAAAAAAAACUUUAUGCUGCUAGCUGCAAACACGACGACAAAUCUCAGAACCAGAUGGCUCAAAAUGCUUCUAGAGAAAUGGAUGUGUAUUGUUCUGAAGGAGAAGGACCAGAAUCUGUGCAAGCAUCUUCUAGUCUCAGUCAGCCAUCCCAAAUUACUCCUUCCCUGAACAAAAGGAAAGGUCAGAAUGUUAAUCAAAUCCAGCCAAAUGAAACUAAAGCUGUGGAAAAAGAAAUAGUUGAAUCGUUACCUGAAAAUGUAUCUGCUCAAGAACAAGAUAUUAGUAGAGAACCUCCAGCGAAAAAGGAAGACGACAAACACAGACUGCUGAUGAAACCUAUGACAGAGAAAAAGGAUUGUAAUAGAAAAGAUAAAGCUCAUGGAGAUGGCUCUUUUACUAAUAAGUCCCCAGAACUGGUUUUUCAAGAUGUUCUUAGUGGCAAUGGAGAAGGCAUUCUUUCUGGGACGUUAAAAGAUACUUAUUAUAGCACUGUUAUGAAACUUCCUGAGCAGGAAAAAAUGAUAGCAGUCAAAGACCCUUCGAAAAGGGUGGAAAAUGAGGCACACAGACUGACAGAGAAAAUGGAAGGCAGUAACAUGGGAACAGAUUAUGAGAUUUGUAGGAAUAACCCAAUUACUUUCACAUCUUUUGCACAAAUAUGUGAUUUAACUGCCGUGAGUACUUCUAUGAAUGAUUCGGAAGACCUGCAAAAGUCUAGGCACUGGAUGAACAAAGCAGAAAAUUUUUAUGCCACAAAGAGUCUGAGGCACAGCCAAUUUCUAGUGGAAGGAAGUGAUAAGAAUGAACAUGAAGUAGCUUGUUAUAUUAAAGCUCCUGCAGUUGCUCUAGAGAAUCUGGUGUGUAAGAUAGUCAAUGACAUCAGUUCCUUGGUAGUGGAUGAUUCUGAGGAGCUGGUCAGCAAUGUCAUCAGUAUUGAAUGCUCUGACUGUGAAAAAACAAUCCCUUUCCCUAUCAAGAUUGCAAUCCCAUUCACUUCAUGCUUUAGAGGAAAUUAUCGGGACAUUAUGGUGAAGGUGACUGAUGUGAACUUCCAGUCAACUUACUUGACUCCCAUUUCUUUGGAGGAAUACCAAGGAAACCAUAAGCAAACCUUUGCAGAAGUGAAGAUUUAUCAGCUGGGUAUUUUUUCAGUGUUGUCAUGCUUAAAGAAAGAAAUGUUUACCAUUCCAAAGGCUGGGCUCUCCCAAAAGCUGAGCGUGGACUCUAGAAUCUCUUUCUGUUACCCUCCUGAAACAUUCAGUUCUGCAGCAGUCAUGCAUCUAAAGGUUCAGCCAAUUGAACCAUUGCUGGUUUCCAAACUGAAAGCAAAGCAUGAUAUAUACCGUUCAGUGGUGUCUACUAGUGCACUGGUUUAUGUUCAGCAUCCUUCAGCCCAACCACUUAACAAGUCAGUCACUGUUACUCUACCCUGUCCUCCAAACCCAGAAAAAAAAAGACAAGGAGAUAAGACAGAACAUGUGAGAGCCAUUAGUGCUACAGUUAAAAGGGUUACUAUGACGUAUCAUCCUCGGGCUGUGACUGCUUCUAUGAGAAAGAAUGGAGAGAAUUUCAGUGAAACUUUGAAAUUAUUAGGUCACAGAAAAAAAGAAGAGGAGUGGAUUGUGUUUGAUGAUGUUAUUAUCCAGAAUGCACGGAAUGGACUUGUAUCAUUUGAACUAAAUGAGCACUUAGAAAGCUUUGUUGUCAUUCGCCUUUCCUUCCACUUGGAAAACACGUAUCUUCUCCUCUUUGUUCAGGCUCUGGAGGAAGCCAUCGGUAGCACAAUGGCUAAUGUGGUACUGUAUCGGAAAAAAGAAAACCCAUAUAAAAUAGUUGUUGUGCUAUCUGUAUCGAAAGAAUUGACCUGGGAACUUCAAAAUCUGCGAGAGGAGGGCUACUGUGGUCCCCCAGAACCAACAAAGCCAUUUCCAUUAAGAGAAGGAGAGCAAAUUCAUAUGAAAUUUAGUGGCAAUAUAUUUGCUUCAGAAAAUGGAAAAGAUUUUGGAAAAGCCUACAGGCUUAUUUUUCACUCGCAAAGAAAGUCCAGGCUGGAGCUCCAAAUCAAAGAAGUGGAUGAAUUUGGUAACUACAGCUCACCUCAUUACAAAGGAACAGCAGUGUUUUAUAAAAUUACCAGAGAGAUGAUAGCCAAGGACUGGGAACAGCCCCUUCCACAUGAUGACUAUCAACACCAGUCUCCAAUAUGCAAAUUAGCACUAACAUUACCAAAGCAUGAAAAGUUGAUCAAACGUCCACGAAGCACAAGAAGAGUUUCUUCUGAUUCAUCGGAAGCCCUGUGGGACAACUUGCUGUACUGGCUUGCAGAAGAGCUUGCAGAAGAUAACACCCCAAUGCUUGCUUUAUGCUUACCUGUUCGGCACAGUGUACUUCAGCUUGUUAGGCUGAAGUGCCCUGAUAAUUUAACACACCAGAUCUAUGAGCUUCUUUGCUGCUGGAAAAAGACCCUUCCAAGAUCAGCUAAUAAACAGCAGCUCCUGUCUCGUUAUUUGCGGAAGAGUGGCAGAAGUGAUCUUUCAGAAGAACUUCGUUUAAAGUGGGAAAAUAAAAUGUUCACUUGA
This is a messenger RNA of Struthio camelus australis, 2937 nucleotides long. NCBI's taxonomy places the organism in Eukaryota, Metazoa, Chordata, Aves, Struthioniformes, Struthionidae. The record is from RefSeq and is a predicted model, not a curated record.